GCUCCUUUUUCCAAUGUACAAUUUUUUUUCAGCUGAUUAAUCCCGCUAAUUUCUAAAUAAUAUUACUUAAAUCAUUUCGUAUUUGUUGUUUGCAGUUCUUUUUGUAGGCCAAAUCAAAAUAUACAAUGAAGAUCAAUUUGCAAGGGAUCAGAAAGUUAUUCCCAUUUAACGCGACCCAGACAGACGACCCAAACCCAGAAUCUCUCGACAUCCGAGAAGAGUACGCAAACGCGUUCCGUACCGAAUCGUAUAACGAUUUUUGGACUCACGUUCUCACUCUAAACAAAGGCCGUCUCACCACACAUAGAAGCCUCGGCUCCACCUCAGCCGCCCGACUCCCGUCUUACCGUCUCUUUGCCGAGCAACUAUUGGAUCCCGACCAAUCCACGGCCACACGGAUCCUCAACUUAACCCGAGCCCACCCGAAAAUAUUUUCCCUCCUAAUCGAGUAUUUUUCCCUAACAUCAAACGCCUCUCACUUGUGCGGACUUCUCCUCAAAGACAUCGACCGCAUAAGAAAACGAUACAAAUUCUCCCUCGAAAGCCCUGUCAACCCUAACCCUAACAGGCCGGGCCGGGAAAUAGCCCAUUUGCCUCUAGUCCUGGCCCGAAUCACCCUGUUUUCGCGAUCCAACCCGUUUUCCACGGCCGCCCCAUCGAUGAGCCGUUUUGAGUCCGUGCGAACCGAUUGCACGGAACUGCUCAAGCGGCUCGAGUCCCGGCGCCAGCGGACCCAAUCCAGAAUCAACCGGCUCAAGAAGCUCAGGUUCGGCUCGGCUGCUCUGCUCGUGGCUAUCACGGGUUCGCUAAUAGUCAUAGUCGCGGCCCACGGGUUCAUAAUGCUCGUGGCUGGGCCGGGAUUUUUAAUGGGCUCGCUCGAGCUGGUCUCGGUGGACAGGCUGGCUAGAUGCUCGGCUCAGCUCGAAUCGGCUGCUAAGGGGACGUACAUUUUGCUUAGGGACUUGGACACAAUUAGCCGACACGUGGCUCGGCUGAAUAAUGAGCUGGAACACGUGGAGGGUUUGGUGCAGAUGUGGAUUGAUAGAGGGGAUGAUCGGCUCGGAGCCAGUGAUGAGGUGGCUUGCCAGCUCAGGAGGAAUAACCAAAGCUUUAUUGAGCAGCUUGAUGAGUUGGAAGAGCAUUUAUAUCUAUGUUUUAUGACGAUUAAUAGAGCUAGAAACCUUGUGACAAAGGAAAUUCUGAAUUCCGGUACUAAUGUUACCAACUUGAAUUCUUCACCAAGCCCUUUGGUCAUAUAAUUUAUGUGACCUAAUUAAACAUGUGACACUAUAAUUUAAUCUAAUUUAAUUUAAUUUAAUUUUCAACUCGUAUAUUAAGUUAGCUGAGCUCUUUAUGUUGAUCCUCAAUUGAUAAUCAAAGUUGGCUUAACUCGUGA
Striga asiatica is the source of this 1396-nucleotide messenger RNA. The record is from the annotation of a GenBank genome assembly. NCBI's taxonomy places the organism in Eukaryota, Viridiplantae, Streptophyta, Magnoliopsida, Lamiales, Orobanchaceae.